AUCAUCAUCAGAAAAGGAAGAAGAAGACGACGAAGACGACGAAGAAGAAGAUGAAGAUCUAGUGGUCAACACAGUGGCUGUCAGCUCACUCAAACUAAUUCAAUCGCAAACAUUACAGUGUACGUGUCUGCGUGGGUAGCGGACCAUGUCGACCCGGGCUCUGCGGAGGCUCCGGGGCAAACAGCGGGGUCAGGAGGCCCUGGACCUCGGGGAGCUAACUUUGAGCGUCAGUCCUGAGGAGGAGCAGCAGGAGCAGGAGCAGGCUGAGGCUGCGGAGGAGCAGCUGGACGUGGCUAAUGUCUCUCAGCCGCCCGAAAGGAAAGACAGCAGCCAGAAGGCGAAGAAGAACAAGGCUCAGAAGAACUUCAGCAACAUUUAUGAAGUGAUAUGUGAUGUUGACAACGAGGCGGAGAAAAUCUCACCCGAUGAGGAGGCAGAGAAACCAGAUGGAAAUAAAAGGAAUGAAAAUGGAGACACUGACAAAUCCCAGGAAACAUCUACAAAGUCUGUGUCUGGAGACAGAGUUAAAAAGAAGAAGAAAAAGAAGAAGACAAAAGUGACGUCAGAGGAUAGACAGACUGCACCGGAUGAUAACAUUGAUUUAUUGCUGGAGGACUUGGAGCAGCACAACGGCCUGAGUUUGCAGAAUGAAGAUUGCGGAGGCUCUGAGCGACGAUCGGUGUUACAUGUUGAGCACAGGAAUCUCAACUCCGAGACGGAGCUGAAGAGAUAUUUCGGGGCUCGAGCUGUUCUCGGAGACCAAAGACCUCGACACCGAAACAGGCAGUUUCACCGCAGCACCUGGAUGACCAGUCCCAAGGACAGCUGGCCCCGCUUCAGCCGCACAGGAAUCUCAAUGACUUUACUGGAAUCAAAGGAUGGCGUGCAUUACUUCACCUAUGAGCACAGUCGGGACUAUCAACAAGUACAGUUCAAGUUCCUGGAUGCUGUAGAGUCCAUGGAUCCCAACAACAUAGUGGCUCUGCUACAGCUCAAUCCUUACCACAUUGACUCCUUGCUGCAGCUUUCUGAUGUCUGCCGCAUACAGGAGGACCAAGAGAUGGCCAGGGACCUCAUUGAAAGGGCCUUGUACAGCUUCGAGUGCGCAUUUCACCCUUUAUUCAACCUGACAUCAGGUACCAGCAGACUGGAUUAUUUAAGACCAGAAAACAGGGCAUUUUAUCUUGCUCUUUACAAGCACAUGAUGUUCCUUGAGAAGCGCGGUUGCCCACGGACGGCGUUGGAGUACUGCAAACUGAUCUUAAGUUUGGACCCAGACUCUGACCCACUUUGCAUGCUCCUGCUCAUUGACUUCCUGAUGCUGCGGUCCAGAGAGUACCAGCCUCUCCUCCAGUUAUAUCAGGACUGGGAGGAGCACAGAAAUCUGUCCCAGCUGCCCAACUUUGCAUUCUCCACUGCACUUUGUCAUUUCCAUCUCAGUCAGCAGGAAGAUAUGGAUCCCGAAGAAAGUGACAAACAAAAAAGCAAAGCCGAUAUAAUGCUGCAGAACGCCCUCAUCAUGUUCCCUGGAGUUUUGAUGCCUCUGCUGGAUCUGUGCACUGUGCAGCCAGAUGCCACAGUCGCCUCACAUGCUUUCUUUGGGCCAAAGAGUCAAAUAGGGCAGCCGCCAGCUCUGGCUGAGCUGACUGCUCUGUAUGUGGGGAGGAGUUGCAGUGUGUGGAGGGAGGCAGCAGUGAUGCUUUGGUUGGAAGAGUCUGUGAAGGAAGUGUUGCAUCGAGUCGAUACCAAAGACCCUCUAGUGGUGGACUGUCAAAACAAGAGAAAGCAGAGGUACCAGAGUGCACCGAGGAACAUCCAUCGCCACGUCCUCCUCUCUGAGAUCAAGGAAGCCACUUCAAGUCUGCCUCUUGAGGUGACCACUCAGCCUGUGAUGGGCUUUGACCCUCUACCUCCACUGGACUCAGUCACAUCGUAUACCCGACCAGAGAGGCAGUAUGUUGGUGCAUCCAAUGAGAGUACACUGUCGCUGUUUUUCCGGUCACUGCUGCCAAAUUUCAACCUUCAGGGUGAACUAAGGCAGGAGGACGAUAUGGAGGUGGCGCGAGCUGGACAGGAGCUGAACCAGGAGGUGAAUCGUCUUAUGGUGGCAAUGAGGGACAUGUUGGCAAACAUCAGGUUUCAAGAGCCACCGAGAGAGGACAACCCUUACAGAGACGAGGAGGAGUGGGACUGAGAGGAGGACAACUUAGGAGGACAGAUGAGUGCUGAGGAGACGAGUGGACACAGAAAAUAUCAAUGACUCUACAGAAAAAGAAUAUUUAAUUGUGUUUGUAAUAAUUCAGAGGAAAUGGAGAGGGAUGAAUAAAUGUUUUGUUUUUUUUUAAUUGUCACAAAUUCAGAAGACUUAAGUAAAAGGAAGAAGUGAGUUGGUGUCUUGAGACGGCCCACUUCUCUGCUUCCGAGGCAUCGAUUAGAAAGAGAAAGUUACUCAGGGGUGAUUCAGUCGGUCAUGAUCAUGCAGAACCUUUUACCAGAUUAAGAAAACAUUGUUUCAUUGAACCUUUCAUGUCACUAAUAAUUUUUUUUAAACAAUCAUUGUGAGAUGAUGGGUGUUUCUCUUCCCCCUCCUGUUUUUCAUGUUCACAGUGGACUGCUUUAUGAAAGAAUAAAGUUCUUACAGCUCUUA
Molecule: messenger RNA, 2647 nt
Organism: Hippoglossus stenolepis (Pacific halibut)
Lineage: Eukaryota; Metazoa; Chordata; Actinopteri; Pleuronectiformes; Pleuronectidae
Gene: tcf25
Product: transcription factor 25 (basic helix-loop-helix)
Exons: 18
Coding region: 146-2194 (682 amino acids)
Cellular component (GO): RQC complex
Molecular function (GO): protein binding
Source: RefSeq, a predicted model, not a curated record